Teleopsis dalmanni is the source of this 2044-nucleotide messenger RNA. RefSeq names its product protein elav (gene elav). Gene Ontology annotation, cellular component: ribonucleoprotein complex. Lineage: Eukaryota; Metazoa; Arthropoda; Insecta; Diptera; Diopsidae. Gene Ontology annotation, molecular function: RNA binding. The record is from RefSeq and is a predicted model, not a curated record. The coding region runs from base 544 to 1881 and encodes 445 amino acids. The transcript is spliced from 3 exons.
AAUAUUUAAAAUUGAUAGAAAAUUAUAAAAAUUAUUGAAAAAGGGUGCAGCUCCUGAAAAAUCGAUCCAAAAAAGUUGGCGUGUUUAAAUGAAAAUAUAUUAGUGGAAGUGAAUUUGUCUGUCGAAUGCUUCCAAGAAUAAAUAAAUGUUAAAUAUUAUAAACUAAUAAAUAAUUUAUAUAUCGUAUUAUAAACAAGAAGUCGUGUUUUGUGUUGUGAGUGUUAGAAUUGUAAUUAAAGUUGUUUUAUAAAGAAUUGUGUAAUAAAAUAGAUAUAAUAAUUGUAUCUAUCAGAUACAAAUUUAAGCAACAGCAAUAUAUAUAUAAAUAUAUAUAUAUAUAGAAUCUAAAAAAAAUUGUCGGCAUUAAGAGCAAAAAUUUAUACCAACGAAAAAGUCUAAAAUAAAAAUCAAUAAAAUCGAUUGGCAGCAGCAAAUUGUGUAGUUGCCAUCUCGUCCAUACAUUCUUUGAAAUACAUCUAUAAUAGUACACGAUACAAACGAAAAAGAGAAGUGUAAAUAUUACAAAAACACAAAAUAAAAAAUAUGUUCCGAGCAUUACCACAUUCAAGCAUUUUUACCCGCAAAAUAAAAGUGGAUUUUAUUACCACAGCAAACGCACCACUAUUACCAACUGCUAAUGCAGCAGCCGCUGUAGCUAAUGUUACACCGGCACAACAAGCUGCUGCCGCUGCAGCUGCUCAACUCCAGCAACAACAGCAAGUUCAACAAGCUAUACUUCAAGUGCAGCAACAACAAACACAGCAAGCAGUUGCUGCAGCAGCUGCAGCUGUAACUCAACAAUUGCAACAGCAACAAACGAAUGGCACUACUGCCGGACAACACAAUGGCAGCAAUGGAAGCUCAGAAACGCGCACGAAUCUGAUAGUAAAUUAUCUACCACAAACUAUGAGUGAAGAUGAAAUUCGUUCAUUGUUUUCUAGUGUGGGUGAGAUUGAAUCUGUUAAAUUGAUACGCGACAAAUCUCAAGUUUUCAUGGAUCCUUUAAAUCCACAAGGAGCAACAAAGGGACAAAGUCUUGGUUAUGGUUUCGUUAAUUAUGUGCGUCCACAAGACGCUGAACAAGCCGUUAAUGUGCUAAAUGGUUUACGUUUGCAAAAUAAAACUAUUAAAGUAUCAUUUGCUCGUCCCUCUUCGGAUGCUAUAAAAGGCGCUAAUUUAUAUGUUUCUGGUUUACCAAAAUCUAUGUCACAGCAGGAGUUGGAGGCUAUAUUUGCGCCAUUUGGCUCAAUAAUUACAUCGCGCAUAUUACAAAAUGCCGGAAAUGAUGCACAAACAAAAGGUGUAGGUUUUAUACGCUUUGAUAAACGCGAGGAAGCAACUCGUGCUAUAAUUGCACUUAACGGUACAACUCCUAACAAUUGUACUGAUCCAAUUGUGGUUAAAUUCUCUAAUACUCCUGGUAGCACAAGUAAAAUAAUACAACCACAACUACCAGCGUUCCUUAAUCCACAACUUGUACGACGAAUUGGAGGAGCAAUGCAUACACCAGUGAAUAAAGGUCUUGCACGUUUCUCACCUAUGGCAGGUGAUAUGUUAGAUGUUAUGUUGCCCAACGGAUUAGGUGCAGCUGCUGCUGCUGCUUCAACAUUGGCAAGUGGUCCUGGCGGUGCCUAUCCAAUUUUCAUAUACAAUUUAGCUCCUGAAACUGAAGAAUCGGCUUUAUGGCAGUUAUUUGGACCUUUUGGUGCAGUGCAAUCAGUCAAAAUUGUUAAAGAUCCAACAACAAAUCAAUGCAAAGGCUACGGUUUUGUAUCGAUGACAAAUUAUGAUGAGGCUGCUAUGGCAAUACGUGCACUCAAUGGUUACACACUCGGUAAUCGAGUUUUGCAAGUUAGCUUCAAGACAAAUAAAUCCAAGUAAAUAAUAAAAACAAAAAUAAAAGUAAAAGCAAAAGUAAAAGUAAUUUAAAGUUUUGGUGUGGAAUGAACAAACAAUGUGGAUAAUGUGGAGAAAAAUGUGUUCGUUAAGGUAUUGAUUAACAAACAAGGUGGUAAAGAUUUAUUCUACCGCAAAAAAAUAAAAA